Esox lucius (northern pike) is the source of this 709-nucleotide messenger RNA. RefSeq names its product mitochondrial ribosomal protein S28 (gene mrps28). The transcript has a single exon. Bases 48 to 593 code for a protein of 181 amino acids. Lineage: Eukaryota; Metazoa; Chordata; Actinopteri; Esociformes; Esocidae. The record is from RefSeq and is a predicted model, not a curated record. Gene Ontology annotation, cellular component: mitochondrial small ribosomal subunit.
CAUAAUUUAACGCACCACCCAAAAUCCUUUGCGGCAGAAAAACCAACAUGGCGGCUUUGUGCAAGGUUGUAUCGGGCUUUAGGAAUGGCACUCGUUUGUUUCCAGAGCGAGUAAUUUAUGUUCGCCAGUCACUACACAGCACCGAUAGUGGCGAGCCCCCGAGAGGAGAAUCAGCUACCCUUAAGAAAAAACGCGGCUUUGCUGCAGCAUAUGACCAACACACAGACCUUCAGCAGAAACAACAUCCGACUUCGGUCAGACUUCGCUCAACAAGAGACGUGAAGUCGUUUGCGUCGUUGCUACGACAUUCUCCACUUUUACAGAUGGGGCCAGCAAAAGACAAAAUUGUAAUAGGGAAGAUUUUUCACAUAAUCAAAGACGAUUUAUAUAUUGACUUCGGCGGAAAGUUUCAUUGUGUAUGUAAACGUCCAACCGUGGAUGGAGAGAGGUACCAGAGAGGGAUCAAGGUGCGUCUGCGCCUUGAGGACCUGGAGCUCACAUCUCGAUUCCUCGGGGCGAACACCGACACAACUCUACUGGAGGCUGAUGCUUUUCUUCUUGGACUGUUCGAUGUCAAGGACACAAAGACCUAGAAGAGGCCUAUGCUGAGGGCAUAUAUUCCUUUGCUGAUGUCACUGUUGUAGCCUACAAUAUCACACAUGAGAAUUUGUAGUUUUUAAAAGCGCUUGAACAAUAAAACAUCUACAUU